Molecule: messenger RNA, 834 nt
Organism: Protopolystoma xenopodis
Lineage: Eukaryota; Metazoa; Platyhelminthes; Monogenea; Polystomatidea; Polystomatidae
Source: the annotation of a GenBank genome assembly
AUGGCCGCUUCUCUCCCCAACAACCUUAUUGCUUCAUUUUGCGAUGACGAGGACAGUUUGUUUGCUCCCGGGAGCCCUUGGGGUUUCAGCUCGAUACCAGGUAAAUGGGACGCUGGACUUGGCUGCUGCUCUGUUGGUGGCGCGUUUGCUGAGAGUCUGGAGCAAUCACGCGUUCUCCUCGUUGCUACCCUUUUAGUCAAUCUUGUCACUGCGCCUGUCAACAUCGUUAACUGCAACGCUUCGAACGGCGUAGAUGCUGAUCCUGGAGAUGAGUGGUCUGCUACUCAACAACAGCAGCAGCAUUGGAAUGAAGAGGAUGAUGACGAAUAUGAACAAGGAAAUGCUCCGGCGCGCUCUAUCGUUUAUCAUCGGCAUGUUGGACGUCUAGUACCACUGUCAGCUUAUCGUGAUAAUCGGCGGAUCCUAACUAGCCAGCCUGCAGCAUUGCGUUUCGCUUUCCUCUGUGCCUACUCUCGGCACGCAAGUCUCCAUCAACUCGGUCUUCAGCUAAUCGGCAGUCUUCGUUUUACACUCAACCCUCCAUCGCUUUCGAGUGACUCUGUUGCUCCUAUCCAUAAUUUGAAUGACAGCGAUCCUAAGAUGGAAUCUGAAGCAGAUGAAUUUGGCUGCUCCCUUCCCGAUAGACUGGCGCUUGAGCGAAUUGGCAAUACGACUUGCCUUCUGGGCCAGCUCACUAUGACUUUUUUACACCACAGUAUUGUAGAGACCGAUGAUAGGACAGAUCUGAUUACAGGUGCGUCUUAUUGCCUCUUUUGUUCUAUUAUGAUCUUUCAUUCCUUUUAUAGUUGGUUCGACCUCGUUUUCGCAACUUAG